CAGUUGCAGGCGCCGCGCCGACGAGAACACGCGCUUCUCCAGGAAAAUCGUGGGCAAAACCUAAAAUAUGGUUCACUAAAAUCAUUCACAAUUAAUAACAAUUGAUAAUAAUUAAAGUGCAACGAAUAGUAUCAAUAAUAAAAAUUGAUAAAUCGAUAAUCAUCUAAAUUAUUGAAAUUAUUGAUAAGGGGUAUUUAAUUAAUUCAGUAAUUUCCGGGGUUGUUAUCUAUGAGGGAGGGGGAAUGGAUAAGUCUAAUUGUUAUUACAGAACUCUAUGAAGUCUCGCUUAUUUCGAGCAUCGAGAAAACUCGGUCAAGUCGCGCAAUUUUCGCUGGGUGGUAGAGAAAAUCGCGGGUUGGGGGCUGUGGAAUCAAAAGUGGAGAUUAAUUUGAUGGGUUUGGUGGACGGGAAGGAUUGAGUAUCGAAGUAGUCGGAGGGACUGUUCAGGAGGAAAAGGUAUUCAGGAAGUUCGGGGGUUCGAGAUCUAAUGGAUGAAGAAGAGAGCCUCGGUGACAACGCAGCCGACGAUGGAAGCGUCAAGGAGCUGCAAAAGCUCCGGGACAGGUACGAGGGAAAAGUAACGGCAUCACUCUACACUGGUACUCUCACUGUCGCUGGAGCUGCUUCCCUCAUUGCUUUUGUUGCACUCUGUGUACUUCACUUUAAUGAUCCGAAGGCUGUGAUCCUGGAGUCAUCAAUUCUCGCGAUGAUGGUGGUAUCAUCUUUGAGUCUUCUGACUGUCGCUCAAUUCCCGUCAACCCUGACGUCGACCCGGGCAAGAAUAUCCGUUGGUCUGACUUCCUCAUUGAUCCUCGGUGCCGCGGUUUUAGCGCUGGCUGGGCCAUUACCAGUAUUUGCCUGUACCCUGACAACAAUUGCAACUCUACCCCGAAUCAGGAGGCACCGACCAUCGGUGGUCGGCCUCGUUAUUGCUGCUGUCCACAUUGCACGGGGAUUUGUUCUGUACAUAAUAGACGAAGGAGCAACCUUCCACCAGGUGAUGAGUGAUGCUGUUCUUCUGCUGUCGGCCAUUCUCGCUGGAAUUCACUACCGGAAUUUAACAGCCAGGGCACACAAACAGACAUUCUCGGGUACAAAAACUGUUAUUAAAUCACGGGUUAAACUCGAGUGCGAGAGAGAACAGCAGGAGCAACUGUUGCUCAGCGUCAUUCCAGCCUACAUAGCAGCAGAGGUGAAGCGGAGUAUUAUGCUGAAGAUGGCUGAUGCCUGUCAGGAAGUGAGCAAGCACAAGCAGACACGCUUUCACGAGAUGUAUGUUCAACGACACAAUAAUGUCAGCAUUCUCUAUGCAGAUAUUGUCAACUUUACUCCUCUCUCCGAACAAUUGUCAGCUUCGGAUCUUGUUAAGACACUGAACCAACUCUUCGGAAGGUUUGAUCAAAUCGCACAGGACAAUCAGUGCAUGAGGAUAAAAAUCCUGGGGGAUUGCUACUACUGCGUAUCUGGUCUUCCUGUCUCCCGACCUAAUCACGCCUACAACUGCGUCAAUAUGGGACUCCAGAUGAUCGACACCAUCAGAUUCGUGAGAGAGGCAACUGGAUUCAACGUGGACAUGAGAAUUGGAAUACACACGGGAAAUGUUCUCUGUGGUGUACUUGGCCUUCGAAAAUGGCAAUUUGAUGUUUGGAGUGACGAUGUCACUCUCGCCAAUCAUAUGGAGAGUGGUGGAUUACCUGGGAGAGUUCACAUAACAGCAGCAACCCUGGAGCAACUUGGUGAUCGUUUCAAGGUUGAACCUGGAAAUGGUGACUCCCGUGAGAGUUAUCUCGCCGACCACAAGAUCGAAACUUAUCUCAUAAUACCACCAGAGAAAACUAAAGGAGAGGUCGAAAUGGAAAAUGGUAAAACGCCAGGUCCAGUGCCAUCCAGGUCAAGGCCCAGCAGUAAAAUGACUAAAUAUGUUGAGUGCUGGGGGGCGGAUAAACCCUUUGCCAACAUCGCUGAGUCAACAUUAGCGAAAAAUAUUGGUUUAACCAGCAUCGCGAUGAUCGAGUCGAACCUUCUGUCGAAUACCUCAAACUGCAUGAACAUCAAACAAUGUUGCACUGGUAACGAGGGAAUGUCGCCGACCACGUACUGGUUUAAGGAUAAAACCCAAGAGACUCAGUACAGAGACCAACGGGAUGAGCAGUAUCCCUGGUACGUCGUCGCGUCCACCAUUCUGUACUUCGCAAUGUUCAUUAUUCAAGUUAUCCAUCAACCCAGCAGUUUAACGGUCUACGGAUGUUUCUCAAUCGGUGUGAUUUCCCUGGUUUUCUUCACUGGAAUCUCGUGGUACGCCGACAGGAUAUCCCUCGUUCGGGAGGAAUCGAGUAAUCCUGUGGUCCUGAGUCGUUGCAUCCGAAUCUCUGUCUAUCUCAUCACAUCAGUCCUCGGUGUUGCUUCAGGACUGAUGAGCCUAAUCGACGACGAUGAAAAGAAACCGCGAGCCGCAUCCGCAUAUGUGCACUCAGCAGCUCUUGCCCUGGUGAUAGGAUGGGUUCACCUGAGGGUUGGUUUUAUCCUGAAGCUCUUCGUGAUGCUCCUCUCGAUCCUGUCAAUCCUCGUGGUGUUUCACUGGACCCCGAUGAUCGGAUACUACUACGAAAACCAGAACGAAUUCACCGGAAUACACCAUCUCCUUCAAAUUGGCUUCCUCCUCUGCACCAUCGCCCUACUCCUCCACGUACUCGACCGACAAAUCGAAUUCACAACGAGAACGGAUUUUUUGUGGAAGACAAAGCUCCGAGUCGAGCAAGACGAAGUGGAAACAAUGCGCGGCAUAAACAAGAUUCUCCUGGAGAAUAUUCUUCCUGCUCAUGUGGCCGAUCACUUCCUCUCAACUCAUAUCAAUCAGGAUCUGUACCACGAGAGAUACAGCAGCAUCGCCGUUAUGUUUGCAUCGAUACCCAAUUACAAGGAGUUUUAUGAUGAGACUGAUAUCAAUAAACAGGGGCUAGAGUGUCUCAGAUUACUCAAUGAAAUUAUUUGUGAUUUUGAUAAAUUAUUGCUGAAGCCUAAAUUCUCGGGAAUCGAGAAGAUCAAGACUAUUGGGAGCACUUAUAUGCUUGCUGCUGGCCUCAGCCCUGGAAAGGAAGAUAUCAGUGAAAAGGAUUUGACGAAACAGCAGGAACACAAUGUCAUUGUCCUCGUCGAGUUUGCCAUCGCCCUGAUGACCAUUCUUGAUCAGAUUAAUAGAGAAUCCUUUCAGAGGUUUAAACUGAGAAUGGGCCUCAAUCAUGGACCAGUGAUAGCUGGAGUGGUGGGUGCCCAGAAGCCUCAAUAUGACAUCUGGGGAAAUACCGUUAAUGUAGCCUCCAGGAUGGAUAGCUGUGGCGAAAUGGGGCGGCUCCAGGUGACAGAGGAUACAGCGAAAAUAUUGACUAACGCUGGGUACGAACUCAUCUGCCGAGGGCCCACCUUUGUCAAGGGAAAAGGUACCUUGACAACCUACUUCGUGAAAACCCCUUUCGAUGGAAAAGAGGAUAAUUACUAGGAAUCUAAUUUUGUACAUAUUCCAAUCGUAAAAGAAUAAUGGAAGCUGCCAUAGGUGUGAGAACGCAUGAUAAAAAAGCUAUCGCGUCUUCUUUAAUUUAUCAUUGAAUUUUCGUUGACUCUAAAAUUUGUUUUCUAGAGGGAAAAUCAUUAGAUUUUAUUCUUAUCAACUGAAAUUUAUCAUUUCAUUUGAAUUUUUUAUCGAAAAAAAUUUGGGGAGAUCGUCGGAGAAUUUUUUAGGGCGCGCGAUGGGUUUUUGUGUCGAUCUUUCUACUUUGCGCGUUGUAUUUUAAAAUUGUGAUUGUCGACACCUGAUUCGUUUGAAUGCUGAGAACAACGAACGAAAAAGUCGGGAGACACAAGGUGUAUGAAUAGCGCAAUAAGCAAGCGGGGCAAAAUGGACUCUUCAUUUUCAAUUCUUUUCUUUGAAUAUUCGAUUUAAAGAAGAGAUUCAAAUUCAAAACCACAAAAAAAAAUGGAAGAACUACUAAUUUCCACAGAGAGAAUCUCAAGAAAAAAAAGGAAUAUCGAAAAACGAUUGCUUUUUAAAUCCAUCCCCUUUUAAAUUAAGACAGCGAGAAUUCUCUGUCAAAUUUCAUCCUCAAGUUUCCAUUCUGCCCUGAAACUGUAUAAUAUUUAAUUCUAAUGAUCUCAGAUGUGUAUUUACGGAAAAAUUUUGAAUGUUGUAAAUCAAAUCUCAUCGUCUAAUUGUUGUGAAAGAAAUAAAUAUUUU
Fopius arisanus is the source of this 4228-nucleotide messenger RNA. RefSeq names its product adenylate cyclase type 2 Ac76E (gene Adcy2). Gene Ontology annotation, cellular component: plasma membrane. The transcript is spliced from 17 exons. Gene Ontology annotation, molecular function: adenylate cyclase activity. The coding region runs from base 488 to 3496 and encodes 1002 amino acids. The record is from RefSeq and is a predicted model, not a curated record. Gene Ontology annotation, biological process: cAMP biosynthetic process; adenylate cyclase-activating G protein-coupled receptor signaling pathway; intracellular signal transduction. NCBI's taxonomy places the organism in Eukaryota, Metazoa, Arthropoda, Insecta, Hymenoptera, Braconidae.